UCAUACCCUAAUGUAAACUAACUGGUUCUCUUGCACCUCAUCCCAAAACAGGAUAUUUACAUCGUGAGAAGAGGCAGAAAGAACCAGACCCACUUAGGAACACUUGCAAGAUGCUAGUCGUAGCUGAUCAUCGUUUCUUUAAAUAUAUGGGACGUGGAGAAGAGAGUACUACUAUCAAUUACUUGAUAGAGUUGAUUGACAGAGUGGACGAUAUCUACAGAAACACAUCCUGGGAUUCCCAAUGGAAAGGAUAUGGUGUACAGAUAGAGCAGAUUAUUGUACACAAAGAGCCAGAGAAUACUGCAGUAAAGCAUUAUAACAUGGGAAGAAGUUUUCCAAAUGAGAACAAGGAUGCAUGGGAUGUGAAACAACUGCUGGAGCAAUUCAGCUAUGAUAUAUCUGAGAGGGCUUCUGAUGUCUGCCUGGCACAUCUCUUCACAUACCAAGACUUUGACAUGGGGACUCUUGGACUGGCGUAUGUUGGUUCUCACAAACCAAACACCCAUGGAGGCAUUUGUCCUAAAGCUUAUGACAGUGAGAUUGCCAAAAAGUCUAUCUAUUUAAACACCGGAUUGACCAGUACAAAGAAUUAUGGAAAAACCAUCCUUACAAAGGAAGCAGACUUGGUCACUACUCAUGAAUUGGGUCACAAUUUUGGUUCCGAACACGAUCCUGACAGCUUGGAGUCCUGUGCUCCCAGCGAAGAUAAAGGAGGAAAAUUUGUCAUGUAUCCUAUAGCUGUGAGCGGAGACCAUGAAAAUAAUAAG
Messenger RNA from Bombina bombina (fire-bellied toad), 767 nucleotides. RefSeq names its product disintegrin and metalloproteinase domain-containing protein 17-like. Lineage: Eukaryota; Metazoa; Chordata; Amphibia; Anura; Bombinatoridae. Gene Ontology annotation, biological process: Notch signaling pathway; membrane protein ectodomain proteolysis. The record is from RefSeq and is a predicted model, not a curated record. Gene Ontology annotation, molecular function: metalloendopeptidase activity. The transcript has 6 exons. The annotation marks the transcript as partial. Gene Ontology annotation, cellular component: plasma membrane.